Messenger RNA from Lentinula edodes (shiitake mushroom), 1752 nucleotides. RefSeq lists its product as uncharacterized. The transcript has 2 exons. Bases 351 to 1499 code for a protein of 382 amino acids. NCBI's taxonomy places the organism in Eukaryota, Fungi, Basidiomycota, Agaricomycetes, Agaricales, Omphalotaceae. The record is from RefSeq and is a predicted model, not a curated record.
AGAUUUUUACUGUGAGCACCCAAUUGUUUGCCGUCCGAAGAUUGCAGGAUGACAUCGACGGUGAGCGAACAGUUUUCGGAAGCUGAUUGACGCUCCACAGUUUGGUGGCAUAUUGAUAGGAGAAAGAUCACGAUUGUCCAAAAAAUUCUGAAUCGUGGAGGGGAUGAACGAGGUUGCAAGACAACAUGUUGUCCUACUUAAAUACUUAGAAUAUUUAAUCUUCGGCCUGAAGAAGAUUGUGCGCUUUACACCAUGCCUUGACGCUUGUUUGCGAUGAUGUCAUACAUUUUUGUCCACUUGCCUUCUGAUUUGUUCAGUCAGAGAUCAAGACCAUAACGCGAUCUCGAAACAUGGGCAUAGCAGAAUCUAUCUCCGCAGUCGGUAUUGCUGGCACAGUCACCGGACUUUCAUAUACCCAAGCUACAGCGCAGCAGAAAGAAGAGGAAGAAGAAGCAAAGCGUGCAGCUGAUGAAGCUGCGCAGGAGACUGCGUUCCCUACAAGGAAUAACAAUCGCAAUAAACAACGAGCAGGUGCAGAUGAGAAUGGUCCUUCACGAGGUGCCUUUCCGGUUUCUGGGACACUUGGGGGUGGCGGAAAUGGAAGAGGUCCUGGUCCCGGCAGGCAGAAAGGUGGUGGAACCACUGCUGAUACAGGAGGGAGACAAGAUGGUGGAAAUAGGAACACAACUGGUCGAAAGGAUGGCCGAAGCGGAACUGGGAAGCAACGAGAACCAACAGAACAAUCCAAUCGUCCUAACAGCGCUUCGCAAAAGAAGAAGAAAAAGAAUGACAAUCGACGUAACCAACUUCCAUCAGCAGCUGAGGACAAUGUCCCUUCAUCGGAUGCGCAGAAUCUUCCUACCACUGUCACACAAAGUACGACCCCAGUAAAAUGUCAGCGACGAGGUGGUAAGAAGCAGAACGCUUCUUCCGUGCCUUGUCAAACUGCCGAUGAAACUGAAAAACCGGCUAUCGAUUAUGGUGCUGUCGCUACUGUGCAGGAGGAGCCUGCACCUGCUACUGCAGUGGACAACAAAUCUAUCGCCAGAACUAAUCGUAGAAAAAAUGGAAAAUCCAGAUCAAACACUCGUGUUCCGCAAUCUUCUACAACGAGUCCUUCAUUAGCAACGAACACAACCUCUCCCUCCGCUCUUUCUCCUCCUCCUGCACAGAAUACAAGCUCAUUACACCCACAUCCUUUAUCGAACCCACAGGUUCCCCAGAAUGAAUCUCGUGCUCGAAGUAGAAAACCAAGAGGGCAUCCUCAUACUAAAGCCGACACUGUGGCACCUUCGCAGCUGCAAUCUCCGUCUUCCCAGAUCGUCCAAAAUCCUUCCGAGACUCAGGUUUAUCCAGCUACUACGACUCCUUCCGCAUCGCCAAAGCUACCUCAGGCCAGGCGGGGCAAAGGCAAGGGGAGUCGACGCGCCAAUGUUGAACGCUCGAAACCGCUCGUGUCGUCUUCGCAGUUAAAUCAUCCUACGACGGAAGAUGGGUAAUCACUAGCACCGGUGAUUCACAAGCCACUCAAAUUGCCUCUUGUGGGAGUGCAUGAGCAGUGACAGUGAUAAUGCAAUGAUUCAAAGACUCCAUGUGUGUAUAAUUCACCGCCUAUCUUGGCCUAGGACCUCGUUGGCUUGUAAAUACAUGGCUGAAGGCGCGAGGGCGAGCCGACCGUAGCUUUGAUGAACGUUUAUACGCCCCUCAAAUCUUUGUAGCUAGGGUCGUGCAAUUUCGGGGAACUAGGUGCUU